AUCGUUCUAGGGUUUCUGAACUUCUCCCUUCUUUGAUUACUCCCUUUGUUCCCAACAAUUUUCCAGGGUGGUUGCUGUUUGGUUUGCUAGCAAAUUGUGGCCUUUUCCAGUGAUUUUUUUUUUUUUUGUAUUCUCUUUUCUUUGCACCUGGAAAGAUGAAACCUUUCUAUGGGACUAUGUGCUGCUGUUGUUGAUGUCUUCAAAAUGUGUUUUCUUUGUACGAAGGCUGAAACUCGUUUCUUUCCUUGAAAAUUUAGGAUAUUUUUUCUGGGUUUUCCUUCUUUUUCUGAGCUUUUAAAACCUUCCCUUGGGUUGCCAUUAUUAAUCUCUUCAAAUUUUGUAAGUUUUCUUUGCAAAGGUUGAAACUUUAGUAUUAGCUACACACUGCAUAGCUACACAAUAUAUAUCUGGGGACUUUGCUCAAUUUUGAAGAUGGUGAGAGGAAAAAUUGUGAUGAAAAGAAUCGAGAAUGGAGCAAGCAGAAUAGUGACCUUCUCGAAGCGUCGAAAUGGGCUGCCUAAGAAGGCUUUUGAGCUAUCUGUUCUCUGUGAUGUCGAAGUUGCAGUUACCAUCUUCUCACAAAACGGAAGACUUAAUAAGCUCUCAAGCUCCGAGUAUGUUCUUUUCAAUUAUACUAACAAAGUUCUUCAAUUGAUUAUUUCAUUUUACUAUAUAUGUUGAUCAUUAGACAGGUUGUGCAAGUUUGUUUUCUGUUCCUCUUCCAUAAAUCGCUCAUUCUGUGCAUCUGGACUUGGUCGAUCAAAAAUGUGGAUCUGUACUUCCUCAUUGCCAUUAGGAAAUUUACUAUUUGCUUUGAUUUUUUCUUCCUAUUUGUCUUUGAGUUCAUUUCUCUCGAUGAAAUAUCAAGAAUGGCUCUCAUGAUACGCUUUGCUGCCAGAACAAAUCCAUUUGGGUGGAUUUUGCCUUUCUCAAACAUGUCUAUUCGGUUUUGCAAAAGCUUCCCUGCUAGGAACUAGAAACUGUAAUUCUAGUUUUUAGCCUGCGUGCCACCAUUUCUUUUUUAUUAGAUGAAUAAAAAAAUUUAUUAAUU
Molecule: messenger RNA, 1051 nt
Organism: Rubroshorea leprosula
Lineage: Eukaryota; Viridiplantae; Streptophyta; Magnoliopsida; Malvales; Dipterocarpaceae
Source: the annotation of a GenBank genome assembly